Vicugna pacos (alpaca) is the source of this 770-nucleotide messenger RNA. NCBI's taxonomy places the organism in Eukaryota, Metazoa, Chordata, Mammalia, Artiodactyla, Camelidae. The record is from RefSeq and is a predicted model, not a curated record.
GCGAGGGGCCGGCACAGCCUCUCCCAGCCCCAUCAGGUGACCUGUCGGGUGGCCGUGAGCACAGAGCCCCGGAGAUGAGGACUCUGCUCCUGACCGUCAGCCUCGGCCUCGUUGCUGCCCUGCAGGCCCAGGACCCCCCGGCCUCGGGCGGGCUGGCCCAGGACGUGUCAGGGAAAUGGUAUCUGAAGGCCGUGACCGCAGACCAGGAGAUUCCCAUGAAGAAACCAGAGUCGGUGACUUCCAUGAACCUUACGGUCCUGGAGGGAGGCAACCUGGAAAUCCAGGCCACCAUUCUGAUUGACGGUCAGUGCCGGGACAAGACACUGGUCCUGGAGAAAACCAGCGAGCCUGGCAAAUACACGGCCUACGGGGGCAAGCCCGUGGUGUACAUCACACCGUCGGCGGUGAAGGACCACUACAUCCUUUACUGCGAAGGCGAGCUCGGCGGGAAGCAGAUCCGCAUGGCGAAGCUCAUGGGAAGGGACCCUGAGAACAACGCAGGGGCCUUGGAGGACUUCAAGAAGGUCGCAGGAGCCAAGGGGCUACACCUGGAGGUCUUCAUCCCCCGGCAAAGCGAAACCUGCUCUCCGGAAGCCUAGGGGCAGGGAGCACCCGGUGGCUGCACCACCAGGACCUCUGUGCCACAGGACCUGGAAGGAGCCCUGUCCCGGGGGCCUGGGCAGCUCCGACCCCCCCGGCCUCCCCAUCUCCCCCUCCUCCCCCAGCCCCCCACGCCUUCUCCUGGCUUCACAUAAAGAGCUUCCGCAUCC